AAGGGCUCGGGGGUGCGCGGCGGAGGGAGCGUAGCCGGCGGCAGUGCCUCGGUCCGCCCGCGGGUCAUGGGGAGCUGUAACCCUGUGUGUAGUACCACCACUUAUGAAUUACAGCAGAUCACUGAAAGUCAGUGGUGCUAAUUGUGGCCACCACACCUACUGCUGCCACGGAGGGAGGCUGCUGUUGCAGAGGUCCGGGCUCACCUCUGCGUCGCUGCUGACAGCAGAUACCAAGAUACUCUGUCUUCUAACAGAAAAAGGGAAUUUGACUAAACUUCUGCUCCCGCUUCAGGAUCCUGGGAGAUGCCUCAUCCUCUGGAGCACCUUGAUUGGUUUGGGUCCCCACAACCCCAAGAAGAAGCAGGACCUAGAUAAGCUUUAUGAUCUAAAAGCUAAAGCCCAACAGAUUAUGAACCAGUUUGGCCCUUCUACCUUGAUCAACCUCUCCAACUUCUCCUCGAUAAAGCCGGAACCAGCCAGCACUCCCCCACAGAGCUCCAUGGCCAACAGCACCACUGUGGCAAAGAUGCCCGGCACGCCCAGCGGAGGAGGAAGGCUCAGCCCUGAAAGCAACCAGGUUUUAACCAAGAAGAAACUGCAGGACCUGGUGCGUGAGGUGGAUCCGAACGAGCAGCUGGAUGAAGAUGUGGAGGAAAUGCUGUUGCAGAUCGCUGAUGAUUUCAUAGAGAGCGUGGUGACGGCUGCCUGCCAGCUUGCACGGCAUCGCAAGUCAAACACCCUGGAAGUGAAAGACGUCCAGUUGCAUCUUGAGCGUCAGUGGAACAUGUGGAUCCCGGGCUUUGGUUCUGAAGAAAUCAGGCCCUACAAAAAAGCCUGCACUACAGAAGCUCACAAACAGAGAAUGGCAUUGAUUCGCAAAACUACCAAGAAAUAGCCCCUGGGAAGAGCCGGGAGAAGACGCCACUGCAUUUUGGGAUAUCUGCCUCUUCACUGAAGCCUCCACAAUGCCAUCCAUGGGAUAUUUUUUUUAAUGCUUUACAGAGAAGCAUAUAUUUUUUAUUAAUGGUGCAGCAAUAUCUUGACUUUAUGAGGAGAUCUGCCAAAAACAUUCUACGCCCCCUUCCUCAUUCCCCCUAAGAGUGCAACGUAUCUCAAAACAAAGACUUUUAUUUGUGACUUGAAAGUGGUUUAUCGUAUAAGUGAUUAUCCAAGGGACAGAGCAUUUGAUCUUGUGUGGGACAGUAUUAGAAGCAUCUGUAGAGGUUUUUGUUUCCUCCUUCCUGCCCCUACCUGCUCCAGUACUUUGUAAUGUCAGUGUUUCUAUAAAUACUUGCGUUUGUUUUACAUGAAUAAAGAAAUUAUUAAUCUAAAA
Molecule: messenger RNA, 1333 nt
Organism: Haliaeetus leucocephalus (bald eagle)
Lineage: Eukaryota; Metazoa; Chordata; Aves; Accipitriformes; Accipitridae
Gene: TAF12
Product: TAF12 RNA polymerase II, TATA box binding protein (TBP)-associated factor, 20kDa
Exons: 7
Coding region: 104-895 (263 amino acids)
Biological process (GO): DNA-templated transcription initiation; RNA polymerase II preinitiation complex assembly
Cellular component (GO): SLIK (SAGA-like) complex; SAGA complex; transcription factor TFIID complex
Molecular function (GO): protein heterodimerization activity; TBP-class protein binding; DNA binding
Source: RefSeq, a predicted model, not a curated record